AUUGUUAUUUUUGGGAUUGUUUAUACCGCUUAAUAAUCAUUUACCCCACCCUCGGCGUAUUUCUGAAUUGUACAAUUUUAUUCAGUCAUCCAGAAAUAUAUUUGUAACGGAGAAUAGUUAUAAGGAAGUAAAUAUUGUUCGGAAUGCGGAGUGAAGUGAAAACAGCCUUCCUGCAAACGUGCAUUAACCAUGGAUGCUUAAGCACGGAGCAAAUUGGCAAUGUCCUAACGCCAAUUGGUCAAGCAUAUGGCGCCGACAAUGUACUCCAAGAUCUUAAAAAAUUAGUAAUGGAAAUAAAUGACGACUUAAAAGAAUUGAAUCAAGAGUUAAAUUUUGUAAAUCAUCCCUUACUGGGUGAGGAGUUUUUGGUUUUUGGUCUUACAUUCGAAACGUCGGCCAGCAAGUUCCAGCGCCAUUAUAGUGAAGCAGAUCAGAUGUAUUUUGCCAAAUUAGUCGAAGCAAUAGCUCCCCAAGGAGAUUACGGAAUAUCGUGGGUAGAAAUUUACAAUCUCCCGAAUCUUACGCCAACUGCGAAGAAGCAAUUGUCAAAGACCCGCAUCCAAAAUCUAAUAAAAAAAUGGACUGAUCAGGGAUACUUUUUGAAAAUCGAUGAUAAAAUAUAUUUUGGUCCACGUAUGUUAGUGGAAUAUGCAAGCCAUCUAAAAACACAUUACUCAGAAUAUGUCAAAGACUGUCCACUUUGCAAAAAGAUUGUUUUAUGGGAUAUAAAAUGUUCGAUGUGUGACGUAAAAAUUCACAAGGAGUGUAUAAAGACAUUUCUAAAGCGAAACUCAAAUUGUCCCUCUUGCAGUCGAGUUUGGAGCACACCGUUGAUUUAGGAAACUGAGUAUCUAUUUAUUAGUUGCGUUUUUUAUAAAGUUGUGUGAAAUUUACUUAUCCCUGUUAAUAAAUGUUUAAAACAAAAA
Molecule: messenger RNA, 926 nt
Organism: Anastrepha ludens (Mexican fruit fly)
Lineage: Eukaryota; Metazoa; Arthropoda; Insecta; Diptera; Tephritidae
Gene: Nse1
Product: non-structural maintenance of chromosomes element 1 homolog
Exons: 3
Coding region: 144-839 (231 amino acids)
Biological process (GO): double-strand break repair via homologous recombination; DNA damage tolerance
Cellular component (GO): nucleus; Smc5-Smc6 complex
Molecular function (GO): ubiquitin-protein transferase activity
Source: RefSeq, a predicted model, not a curated record